CGCCAGGUUCCGGUAUUGGCUGGGUUGAUCAAUGUAGAUGUUCCAGUCAGUUAUGCGGCACAGCAAGAGAGAGUCAACAUCGACAUCGAGUCAUCGCACCUCAAUGCGAGUAUAACUCAAUGACCGCGCCGUAUAAUCUCUGUUUAUCAUCUUUAUUUUCUCUUUUCGAUGACAAUGGCCACUCUCACCAUCGCCACAAAGGCGAAUGCAGCAUUCACUCUUCCACUCUACCUAGCCGGCGCUUAUGCCGCCCACCGCGGAUUUGAAGUCGACACCGUUUUCAAGAAUACAAGCAGUGCGGGCGCAGACAAGAAUUUCGCUGAGCUUGUUGCUGGAGACGGCCAAAUAAUAGUUGAUACUGCAAUUCUUCGCUACUUUUUAGACCAUUCGCCUUCUAAUGCGCUGAAGCGAAAUGAGAUUGGAGAAUGGAUCGACCGGUUCCAACCGUUUACUGUUCUCGACUUCAAAGCUCUAGAGGCUCCGGCGAAGGAACUCGAUUCGCAUCUCACACUGCGAUCGUACAUGGUCGGUCGCUCCCUGACUCUCGCUGAUAUCAUCAUCUGGGGAGCCUUGCGAGGCAACCGAGUCAUUGUUGGACUGCGGCGAAAUGGCCAAAAUAUCAACCGAUGGUUCAGCUUCAUCGAGAGCACGCAUCCCUGGCUAUCAGCUGCAGUGGUUGAAUUCUACAGCCAGACGCAACAAGCCAAAGCGGAGUCUAACCCAACCGGCGCGAACUACAACAUCGGGCUAAAGAAUGCCGAAAAUGGAAUCGUUUGUCGCUUUCCGCCAGAGCCAUCAGGGUAUCUGCAUAUCGGGCACGCAAAGGCUGCUCUUCUGAAUGACUACUUCGCACACGAGUACGGCGACAGACGCGGCACGCUGAUCUGCCGCUUUGACGAUACGAAUCCCUCCAAGGAGUCUCAGGAAUUCCAGGACUCGAUUCUGCACGACCUUUCGCUCCUCGGUGUCGUUCCAGACCGGGUUACGUAUUCCAGCGACUAUUUUCAGCAGAUGUACGAGGCCUGCGUUGGGCUGAUAACGUCCGGCAAGGCCUACGCCGAUCAUACAAUCAAGGAAGUAAUGCAAGAUCAACGCAUGAAGGGUAUUGCUAGUACAUGUCGCGGGAUGAGCGUUGAGGAAACUCUUGCACAUUUCCAGGAAAUGAAGUCCGGCUCCCAGGACGGGCUGCAGUGGUGCAUCCGUGCCAAAAUUUCAAUCGACAACGUUAACAAAGCCUUGCGGGACCCGGUCAUCUACCGCUGCAAUCACCGGCUGCAUCACAGAACGGGGAGUGCGUGGAAGAUAUAUCCGACCUACGACUUCUGCGCGCCGUACCUCGAUUCAGCAGAGGGUGUCACGCACGCCCUGCGUACAAACGAGUAUCGUGACCGGAACCCACAAUACCACUGGAUUCAGAACGCCCUUGGUCUUCGGUCUGUCGAGAUAUGGGACUUUUCCAGACUAAACUUUGUCCGCACGGUCUUGUCUAAGCGGAAACUGACCACCUUCGUAGAUGAGAGUGUGGUCUGGGGAUGGGAUGACCCGCGCAUGCCCACCGUACGGGGUAUUCGGCGGAGGGGCUGCACCAUCCCUGCGCUGCGAGAGUUUAUACUGAGGCAAGGCCCGAGCCAGAAUAUUGUGAACAUGGACUGGACGCAGUUCUGGGGCGUUAACAAGAAAUAUAUUGAUCCCGUUGCGGCGCGGUAUACGGCUAUUCCCAAGCUUGAUGUCGUGACGGCCUAUAUUGAUGGAGUCGGGGAGACAACCUCAGCUCAACGGCCGAAACAUAAGAACCCAGGUCUGGGGACUAAGGAGGUCAUCUUCGCAAAUGAGGUUCUUAUCGCGCAGGAUGAUGCGAGACUGGUGAAGGACGGCGAGGUGAUCACUCUCAUGAAUUGGGGAAAUGCUAUUGUUUCGAGCGUCACUACCGAGCCUACGACUGGGAAGAUCCUGACCAUCCAACUCAAGCUUGAUCUCGGGUCGGAUCCUAAAACGACAGAAAAGAAGAUUACCUGGCUUGCUAAGGAGCCGAGAAAUAUGGUACAGGUCGAUAUAUAUUUCUUCGACCACCUCGUUACAAGGGAUAAAAUUGAGAAGCACGACAACAUCAAUUUGUUCUUGACAAAACGGAAUGAAUUUCGCACAGAGGCUUGGGCAGACUGCAAUGUCUCGAACCUUCGUGCGGACGAUAUCAUCCAGUUUGAUCGCACUGGAUAUUUCCGUGUUGACCAGGCCUAUGGCGAGGGCCGUCCAGCUGUGUUGUUCAGCAUUCCCACAGGGAAGGGUGUAGAAAAAGUACUCGAGGUCAGGUAGACACUAGCUGGGUACCCCGAGGCUGGCUGUGUUAUGAUUUCUCACCCAGACACAGUGAUAAUUUCAUCGAUUUCUUUUUUAUUCACUACAUUCACUGCCAUCCAAACUAUGUAGAUGCUCGAGGGAAAGCAAAAAAAGAAACAAUUAGCAUGUCCUCGUUUCGAUCGAGGGACUUCCAGGUUAUGAGCCUGGCACGCUUCCGCUGCGUCAACAUGCU
Molecule: messenger RNA, 2530 nt
Organism: Aspergillus versicolor CBS 583.65
Lineage: Eukaryota; Fungi; Ascomycota; Eurotiomycetes; Eurotiales; Aspergillaceae
Exons: 2
Coding region: 169-2313 (714 amino acids)
Biological process (GO): translation; glutamyl-tRNA aminoacylation
Cellular component (GO): cytosol; methionyl glutamyl tRNA synthetase complex; cytoplasm
Molecular function (GO): ATP binding; glutamate-tRNA ligase activity
Source: RefSeq, a predicted model, not a curated record